Molecule: messenger RNA, 864 nt
Organism: Histoplasma mississippiense
Lineage: Eukaryota; Fungi; Ascomycota; Eurotiomycetes; Onygenales; Ajellomycetaceae
Exons: 4
Coding region: 1-864 (287 amino acids)
Source: RefSeq, a predicted model, not a curated record
AUGGACACGUCGAUUCCGGUCCACCCCCCACCCCAGCCAGGCCGCAACACUACAAAUCAAGCAUACAGUUAUCUCGACAUCCAAGGGCUCCAGACCUGGCAGAGCUUUAAUCUCGAGACAAUUCUCCAGCAGUACCAAAAUGUCUUGAACGGCGCGGUGAUCGCGGCUGACCCCAUGCCAGUCUCUCCACCACGACCCAUUACCGCCGAAAAUGUUCUCCAAGCGCAAAUCUGCGAGAUUUUGAGACCACGCAUUCGACGCUCAUUGCGAGUUGGAUUUGCUUUUCUAGCAAACAAUGGAGGAAUGCAGGGUCGCACAGAACUGUGUUUUGAUGUUGGCGAAUCAGCACGAGCAAUUGAAAAUUACAAACCCGAUACUGCAUAUUUCGACAUCCAUGCGGCUCCAGCAACUGCACCCAACCGUGCUCCUGGAGAUGUCAAGCCCUCGUGGAAAUGGAGAACCGACAUGAGAGGGAGCCAAAUUGUCAGUCAACGAAAUGAGUAUCGCCAAGCGUUAAGCCAGGUUAAUUUUUAUAUGAACCAGCACAACAGUCGCUACGGGUUCCUUGUCAGCAAUCAAGAACUGGUCGCAAUCCGGAAGCUGGACCAAAAUGGAAAUCUUGAGCUCGCUCAACCAAUCCUUUGGACCACAGGAGGAACUGCCACCCAACCACGAUUGACUGUUAUGCUUGCUUUGUGGUGCAUUGUUACUGAAAAGGCAUUAUCCGCCGGCUCUCUGCAAGAGCUGUAUGGAUUGGUCGAGUCCAAUCCGACUAGUACUACUUUGUACCUCGGGGCUCAUAUCUGUGGGGCAGCUACCCUCAACCAUGCUUACAACCUUCGCGUAAACGGGCCAAAUCGCUGA